This is a messenger RNA of Ochlerotatus camptorhynchus, 1256 nucleotides long. RefSeq names its product WW domain binding protein 2 (gene Wbp2). Gene Ontology annotation, biological process: positive regulation of DNA-templated transcription. The record is from RefSeq and is a predicted model, not a curated record. NCBI's taxonomy places the organism in Eukaryota, Metazoa, Arthropoda, Insecta, Diptera, Culicidae. Gene Ontology annotation, cellular component: nucleus. Bases 57 to 1001 code for a protein of 314 amino acids. Gene Ontology annotation, molecular function: transcription coactivator activity; chromatin DNA binding. The transcript has 6 exons.
CAAAACAGUGAAAUCCCCAUUUUAAGUUGUGAUUCGAUUCCAAUUCUCUGCGGAAAAUGUCUCUGAACACGGCGCAUGCAAAUAACGGGGUGUUGAUCCAUGCAGGAGAAGGCAUUCUCAUCUUCUGCGAUAAUGUAACAAUGGAGUUUUCCGGCCAGGACGACCCCGCCUUCAAAGGCACCAAGCAAGGCCGCGUUUAUCUCACAACGCAUCGCAUGAUUUUCAACAACAAGAAGGCUAGCGAUCCGAUGCUAUCAUUUAGUUUUCCCUUCGUCACACUAAAUGAUGUCCAACUCGAGCAACCAGUCUUCGGAGCGAACUACAUCAAAGGCAAGGUGCGAGCGCAAGAAAAUGGUAAUUGGACUGGAGAAUCCAAAUUUAAGCUGGUCUUCAAACACGGUGGAGCUAUCGACUACGGACAAGCUAUGUUGAGAGCAGCUGCAAUGGCUCAGCGUAACGCAGGUACUGCUCCUCCUCCACCUUAUUCACCACCAGGUGGUGGAUGGUAUGCUGCACCUCCACCGGCCUAUACACCAAAUCCAAACAACUAUGGUUGGGUCCCAUCUACAACCGUGUUUCCUGAUCAACCCGCACCGAAUUCGAUCUACAUGCACGAUAGUCCGCCUCCGUACCCCGGAAUUAUAACUGGACCGCCGCAAGGUUAUCCACAACAAGGCUAUCCACAACAAGGUUAUCCACAACAAGGCUAUCCGCAGCAAGCAUACCCUCCCCAAAAUGGUUCUCCAUAUCCACCUCAGCAGCCGGGUUACCCGAUGCAAAAUGGUACCCCAGGAUACGGGUUCACAGGAGGGCCAGGAUUCUCUGGUGCACCAGCUGGAGCUAUGGGUUUUACCCAACCACCUCCAGCAAAUUCGAAAGAGGCUGAAGCCGCUCAAAGCGCUUACUACGACCCGAAUCAACCACAAACAGCUUACGUUCCGCCUCCAGCCUAUUACGAACCGCCUCCAAGCUACAGUUCUCUAAAUAAAAAAGAUCAGUAAUAGUGGGAAAUAUUUUUGCAGUAUCUGAAAUGUUAUAGCCGUACUUUGCAAGUUUGCUUUUUAUUAAAUCACCAGUGUAAGCUAUCACGUACCAAGAGGUUGCAAAAUCCUCUUUUAAUAUAUCUUUAUCCUUUUACCUAGUAGAGUGUGUGUAAUAUAUACUCUAAAACUAAUUGGAUUGGAAAACAGAACGCUAAAUCCCGAAUGGAAGACAAUAGGUUUGUUGAUCCGUUGAAAAGAAGAGAAUUUAUUCAC